Molecule: messenger RNA, 692 nt
Organism: Pogonomyrmex barbatus (red harvester ant)
Lineage: Eukaryota; Metazoa; Arthropoda; Insecta; Hymenoptera; Formicidae
Source: RefSeq, a predicted model, not a curated record
UACAAUUACAAGUACAGUGAUAUAACCCAAUUUCGAUUAAAUUGCGCCUACAAAUUUCACAUUUUGGUAGAAUUUUAUCGAUAUUUGAAAGGUAUAAGGGAUUUUUCGUCUCAAAAAAUAUUUAUUAUAUGCAAAUGAACAAAGGACUUCAAUAAACAUUGAAUACACAGAAUUUAAUAACUGAUUAUGAUGAAGUGAAAUAUGAUCUUUACUGUAUCGCACAUCCAAUUUAGUUUAAAAUAAGUGCAGUACAUAAGAGCAAAUUACAAGAAUGACAUGUAUCCUGAACAGACUGAAGACUUCUGCUUUAUGUCGAUCUAUUUUUCACAAAAAUAUAGUUUUUGAUCCUGUUAUCAAGAUCAGUCAUCUGAAAAUUCACAGCGAACAUGUUACUAAUAAAAUAAAUGCCUGGGCAGAGAAAAAGUACAAACAAAAGGACAAUAUAAAUAGUAAUUACCAGCUUGUAUAUAGAGAGCAAACAACUAUCUCUAGAACAAUUAUUUUAACAUAUCAUUUUGGAUGGAAGAAUGAUCUUUAUUAUGAUACAUACAUGUCAUCGACAUAUAGUACUGAACGGAGCAUCGAAUCAAAACCAGGGUCGAUCAAACUGUCUUAAAAGAUGUAGAAAAGGAUAAGAUAAUACGUGGAUAGGAACGAUUCAUAUAGGUCAAGGUAACUAAUAUUUCUUUUCA